GAGAAACCCAAAAACAUUCCGGUUAACUGGCCAUUUCUGUAAACAACAGGUAUUAUUCUUCAUCUCCUCAAUGGCUUGGCGGCAACCCGACUGGCUUUUCUCUCUCUAACGAUGAUCAUAACUAAUGUAGACAGUAGACCAUUAAAUUUAAAACCACCUUUGCCAUAAAGAUGAUCAGCAGACAUGGAUUUAGACUACUGAGAAGCUUCCAUUCUCUCUUCAGCCCAUCAACUGAUCACCAACACCCGCUUCUUGCUUCCUGUAAACACCUCAAUUCUCUCCUUCAAGUUCAUGCUCACUUCAUUACCUCAGGCCUCGAGAUCACUUGCAGCACCAAAUCGCACCUCAUAAACCUCUAUGCUUCAUUCGGAAGAUGCGAUUUGUCGCGGUUAAUUUUCGACUCUGUGCAAAAUGCUCCCGGGAUUUUAUGGAAUUCGAUGCUCAGAGCAUACAACACAACCAACCAGUAUCCAGAAGCUAUCCAGCUGUUCGAUUUAAUGAUGGAGAGGGGAUUUCAGCCAGACAAGUAUACGUUCACAUUUGCGCUGAAAGCUUGCACUGAGAUGCUGGAUUUGGAAAGGGGACUUCGUAUUCAUAAUGAUAUAUCUAGGAGGAAUCUUGAAUGUGAUGUUUUUAUUGGAACUGGACUUGUUACACUCUAUUGCAAAACGAGCGAUUUAAAGAGUGCCAGGAAAGUGUUCGAUGAAAUGCCCAAAAAGGAUGUUGUUGCUUGGAAUGCAAUGAUUUCAGGGCUUUCUCAUAGUUCAGAGCACUCCCAUGCGUUAGAUCUUUUCAGGUACAUGCAGUUUAGUUGUAGAGUUGAGCCCAAUUCGGUGAGCUUAUUGAACUUGUUUCCAGCAAUUUGCAAGUUAAAGGAUAUGAAGAUUUGCAAGCCCAUCCAUGCAUUUGCUUAUAGGAGGGAAUGUCCCAUUUCUGUCUAUAAUGGGUUAAUUGAUACAUACUCAAAAUGCGGAUACUCCAGUGUAGCUCAUCAAAUUUUUAUUCAGAUGAGAGUGAAAGAUGAUGUUUCAUGGGGUACAAUACUUUCUGGUCAUGCAUAUACUGGAAACUUUCAUGAAGUUCUAAACUUGUUUGGUUACAUGCAAACAGAAAAUGUGAAAAUCAACAAGGUAUCUGCUGUAAGUGCGCUAUUAGGAGCGGGUGAGGUGCAGGAUCUUGAUAAAGGUAAGGAGAUUCAUGAUUACAUAAUCCAAGAGAGGAUGGAUUCAGACGUUAUGGUUGCAACUUCUCUUAUGACGAUGUAUGCAAAGUGUGGAGAAUUGGAGAAGACUAAAGAAUUGUUUGGGGAGAUACACGAAAGGGAUUUAAUUGCAUGGUCUGCGGUCAUAUCGGCAUUUGCCCAGUCCGGACAUCCAAAUGAAGCACUCUCAGUGUUCCGAGACAUGCAACAUGAGAACUUACCUCCCAAUAAUGUGACCCUAGUAAGCGUUCUACCCGCUUGCGGCGAACUAAUGUCCAAAUUAACAGGUAAAUCCAUUCAUUGCUAUGCAGUUAAAACAGAUACUGAUUAUGAUCUUUCAACCGGAACUGCUUUGGUAUCCAUGUAUGCCAAGUGUCUUUUAUUUCCUUAUGCUCUUGGUGUCUUUAGUAAGAUGCCAUAUAAAGAGGUGGUGACAUGGAACGCUUUGAUAAAUGGAUACUCACAGGCCGGUAGGUCCCACGAUGCACUUGAGAUGUUUUCGAUGAUGAGGAUAUCCAGGCUACAACCAGAUCCUGGAACCAUGGUGGGCGUCCUCCCUGCUUGCACUGUUCUGGGUGACAUCCAUCACGGAACUUGCAUCCACGGUCAAGUUAUCAAAUACGGGCAUGGGUCGGACCGCCAUGUGGCGAACGCUCUCAUUGACUUCUAUUCCAAAUGUGGGGAACUCCCAUCUUCUGAAUUCCUGUUUAACAAUUCCUCUUUCCAUAAAGACGAAAUCUCAUGGAAUACCAUGAUUACUGGGUAUGUUCAGAAUGAAUGUGCCAAGAAAGCAAUAUCUACCUUCUCUGACAUGAUGAGACUAUCGCCUUUCCAGCCUAACAAUGUCACCAUUGCUACCAUCUUGCCAGCUGUUUCGUCUCUCACAUUGCUAAAAGAAGGAAUGGGGAUACACACGUACAUUAUCAAGAAAGGGUUUUUAUCCAAUACCCUUAUCAUAAAUAGCAUGAUCGACAUGUACGGAAAAUGUGGGCAACUCGACAUGUCUGUCCUGUUAUUCAACGAGAUGAAGAAUCGGGACACAGUUUCUUGGAACGUGAUGCUUGCCGCGUGUUCCGUGAACGGAAGCGCCAAAUUAGCUCUCUCGGUCUUCUCGUGCAUGGAAGAGGAGAAUGAGAUACAGAUCGAUUCUCUUUCCUUCAUUAGUAUAUUGUCUGUGUGCAGGCACGCAGGCAUGGUAGAGGAAGGCAAGAACAUGUUCUGGAACGUUAUGCAGAAGAAAUACCAACUCAGCCCAUGUGUGCAGCACUACGCGUGCAUGGUAGACUUGCUGGGCCGUGCCGGGUUAUUUGAUGAGACCAUGGAUUUGAUUAACAACAAAAUGCCUAUGGAACCCGACGGUGCUGUUUGGGGAGCGCUGCUUGGUGCAGCUAGAAUGCAUUUUAACGUUGAGUUAGCCGAGGUGGCAUUAAAGAAUCUCAUGAAUCUUGAAGCAGGAAAUCCGGCUCAUUAUGUGGAGCUGUCGAACAUAUACUCACAAUCAGGCAGGUGGGUUGAUGCGGGGAAAGCAAGAGGUAGGAUGCAUUUCACUGGGUUGAAAAAGACUCCUGGGUGUAGUUGGGUGGAAGAAGGGAUGAUGAGUUGCUGUUAAGUGCAACUGUGAAAGAUGUAUAUGGCAUGCGGACUUCUGGAAGAAGAAGACAGAUAAGGUUUCUUCGGGUUUGGCCAGGGGAUUCUGAUUUGAAGGUAAAACACGCAGGUACAGUCAUAUACCAGUUUAUAAGACUUCAUAGUAUAUGUUCGAAUGGUGAAUUUGAACUUAUAGUACAAAGCCAUCUUUAGCUCCAAGUCUGUCUCUGAUCAGCCUCCGAGCAGCUCGGCCAAAAUUAAUCCCAGGAAAAGAAAAACUAGCUCAGGGAGAAAAUCCGAGGAAGAUGGCAAGGCACGAAUUGAAGGGGUCCAAGCGGUUAUUCAAAUGCAAAACCAUCUAAACAAACAGAGGUGUCUAGGAGUGGCUACAAUGAUAAUAUGGUGUUCAAGCAGCAGUUGAACUGAAUGGGAAUAAUAGUCAGAAGAGUAAAGAUAAUGUAGGAAAUGGUGGAGAGGUUUUAAGGAGUCAUAUAUGACUUCCCUAUGGAGUCAUAUGGCUUAGGUGGGCGUCACCAUCACCACACAUUUUUUAGUGGGGUUCUCCACUAAAAAAUGUAUUGUGAUGAAUCUGUUGGUGAUGCCACAUAGGGUAUAUGACUCCAUGGAAGGAGUCAUGUAUGGCUCUUUAAAAUUUUUGGGAAAUGGUGAGCCAAAUCAGAAGCUUUCUGAGAAAUCAAAGGACUAUAUUCAUGUUAGAGCAAGAGGGGGGCAAGCUACAUACUGAUAGCCAUAGUCUUGCAGAAAGAGGAAUCCAAAAACACUUUGUGUCUCUUGCUGGAAACAAAGGAAAUCUGUAAGGUAACAGGGUGCCUUAAUUUUACUAGGUACAGACUUGGGCUAUUGAUGUUCCAAUCCAUCACAUGGUUCAACGUUUUGGCAUCUUCUUCAACAAGUGGCUAGAAGUUCUGUACCAUUGGUUGUGUUUAAACCCAAACUUUAAUUUGAAGAAGUUACCAAAUGGUUUUUAGGCUGGAAGGAAAUCUGACCUCCUGAAGUUUUUGCGAAUAAACAUAUACGGGAUAGGAUCAAUGUUGCUCUGGGUAUGAUGAACCAGGCAGCUGAAGGUUUGGAAGUGAUACAGCCAAGUUUAAGAGAGCUUAUAAGUUAUCUCAGAGUGCUGGAACAAAGGCAGUUUGAGGAUAAAUGGUCUCCGAUGUCUCUUGAAGUCUUGAACAACUUUUGGAGUUAAAAUGCUGUGUUUACACAUGUUAUUUAUAUAUAUAUUACGCUUUUCUUUGUAAACUCAUUUUUGAAUUGAUAUCAGAAUAUCAAAAGCUUAUCUUUACUUUCUUUGUAAGCACACAAGGAACUACGUAUACGUUUCUCGGUUUAUGUUAUUUUAUCGAUAGUGCGGUUGUCCCUUAUGAUAUGG
Molecule: messenger RNA, 4181 nt
Organism: Cuscuta epithymum
Lineage: Eukaryota; Viridiplantae; Streptophyta; Magnoliopsida; Solanales; Convolvulaceae
Source: the annotation of a GenBank genome assembly